UUCAGAGCUAGAAUUCCCGCAAAAUUUGUUUACAUAAUUGAUAAUAAGCGCAUUGCUAAAUAAACUGUGUGUAUAAAUAGGUGAAUUAAAACAUUUUAAAAUUAGUGUGCUUCUCUGCUAGUUGCAAGAUUACAUUCCUCAUCAUUGGCACCAACCUGAGCAGAAAACAUGAGAAAGAUAAGGAACAAGAAAUCUGCUGAAACUGAAACUGAAAUUUGCAACAAUGAAACUAGCUCAAUGAAAGAAGAACCUCCACAGAAGAAACGAAAAUCAAAAUCUAAAAAUGAUAGUGUUAACAUAGAAAACAAAACUACUAAACCUGGCAAAAAAAUUGUGACAAACAAAAGUGUCCCUUUGAAAUCAAAUUCAAGCAACCAAAAUGUUCAGUCCCCUCGGUCUCCCCAUAACAGCAAAAAUUCCUCAUCCUUAGAAAUGCCAGUGAAUUUAAUAAAGUCAAACUUUGUAAGAGAAACCUGUAUAGCAAAUGGAGUAAACGAUCCUUUUCAAGAAGAUUUGGAAAAGCAUGGUUUCCAGAAGGGGACACAGCAUCUGAAUCUUCCAGCAUUUAAUUACAGCAGCCAUUACAGCGCAAAUCUUCAGCAUCAUCUAGGCAACAUACAAUAUGGAAUCAAAAGUAGACUAAAGUUACAGAAGUCCAUCAACAGUCCAUUUACCUCACUAUGCAGAGAGCUUGAAGUCUACAGAACGGCCAGCCCAUUUGACCGGAGAGUUACUGCCCUUGAAUGGCACCCUAAGCAAGCAAACCUUCUUGCUGUCGGUUCCAAAGGUGGUGACAUUAUUUUGUGGAACACAGAAAAUGUUGGACAAGAUAAAAUGAUUCAAGGGAGCGGAGAGGGUGGGUCAUGCCAAGCCCUGAAGUUCUGGCCAUGGGACAAUAGUAAAGUGUUGACCGCCUCCAUAGAUGGGACUGUGACCUUGAAGGACCUUGAGACAAAUGAUCGGCUUACAUUGGCCGACACCAUGAAUUGCCAUGACCAUUGGUACUGCAGUGUGGAUGUUCUUCAGAGCCAGUACCUGGUGGCUGCAGGCAGAAAUAAUGGCACUCUACACAUGAUGUCGUCCGAGGGAAGAAUGGUAUAUGAACAUCGUCUGCACAAGGACAAGAUCACCCACGUAGAGUUCUCGCCCCGGGAACCCUGGCUGCUGUGUACGGCCUCUACGGACCACACCGUACAGCUUUGGGACACGAGGCAGCUCAAAGAUCGGAAGAGUGCACUGUGUGUACUCGCGCAUGACAAGGCUGUCAAUUCAGCCUAUUUCAGCCAGACAGAUGGUUGCAGACUGGUUAUUACUGAUCAGGGCAGGGAGAUUCGCGUGUACCAGUCACCCAGUUGGUGUCUUGAGACAUGUAUACAGCAUCCUCACAGGUUCUUUCAGCACAUCACACCUUUUAAGGCGACAUGGCACCCUCAUCUAGAUCUGAUAGUGUGUGGUCGGUAUCCAGACAAGAACUUCCCUGGUUCAGGCAACGAACCCCGGACCAUCGACAUCUUUGAUGCGCAAGAUGGCCGGGUGGUCUCGCAGCUGUACAGUCGAGGGGCGGAUGGUCUAUGUCCACUGAACAAGUUCAACAGACAAGGGGAUGCUCUGGCCUCAGGAAUGGGUUUUCACAUACUGCUGUGGAGUAGACAAAAAGAAAUAGAGCGUAAACAAGCAGAGUUGGAAAUGUCAUUUAAACAGGCCCUUGGGAUGGGAGACUCCAAUAACCAUGGUAACUCAGUUAAAAGCAAACAGUUAUUGAAUCCUGGGACGGCUGAUGAAAGGACAAGGUUUGGUGCAAGGUCAAGGUCAAAGAAAUCGAAAAUGGAUAGUGAUACAGACGAUUUGAAGAAGAAGUUAUCAAAGGUAAAGUCUAAAACAAAGAAUGUCAUGGAUGAAGACCUAAAGAAAAAGAAGAAAUAAUGAAUGUUAAAUCUGUUACACAAAUGAACAGUUUAAUUAAAGAAUCAUAGUAAAACCUUUAUGUUGUGGAUAUUUAUUAGUAAAUUAUAAUUUACCCAUUAAAUAAAUAGUUCAUUUUAUAAAACUCUGAAGUAAGCAUGGACAUGUUUAAAAAGAAAGUAUUCAUUCUAUACAACUUUGGACCAAUGUUUUCUAGCUUAAUAUGUGAGCACAUGACUUUUCUCCUUUCCAAUGGAUAAUCAAUUCGAAUAAGAGUUAAAAUGGUAUACAAAUAUUUUUUCAUAUAUUUAAGAUUAUUUUAGAUAAUUAAAUAAUAAAGUACAUUGAAUACAUAGACCUGAUGAUUAGAAAAUAUGACACGAGUCAAACUUCAGAAACUUAGCUCUUUAAGUGCUGAAACCGAAUUUUGAAGGCCUUUGCAAACAGAACAUGGCGUCUCAUCAGGAUCCAAACUGUUUGCUAUUCUAAUAGCAUUCUUUGAAAAAAAUCAAUGAAAAUGCUAAUUUUAAAAAUUUAGCAGACAACAUUUUAGCAGAUGACAAAUUUCCCAGCAUGCAAAGGGUUAACAACUGAUGCUCUUGUGACGGUGUAAGUGCUUCAUAAGAAAACGUCUGUUACUAUUACCAACAGACUGCUUUAUCUUCGUAAACAUGUUAAGGUCAUUGAGGAAGGUUGCUUGACGGAAAAUGUAUGUAAUGUUAUCCAAGCUGGAUGGACGGUUUCAUUUUCUCCGUUGCUGUACAUGUGUAUAUGUUUAUAAAAAUGACCGAAAAUGUAUGUAGUGUUAUCUUAGCUGGAUGAACAGUUUCAUUUUCUCCGUCAAUGUUGCUGUAUAUAUAUGUUUAUAUAAGUUUGUGCAUGCGUAUCUUGUGUUAUGCCAUCAAUAAAUAAAGAAAUAAUAGUUAA
Messenger RNA from Dreissena polymorpha, 2829 nucleotides. RefSeq names its product DNA damage-binding protein 2-like. The record is from RefSeq and is a predicted model, not a curated record. Gene Ontology annotation, molecular function: protein binding; damaged DNA binding. The coding region runs from base 169 to 1923 and encodes 584 amino acids. The transcript is spliced from 10 exons. Lineage: Eukaryota; Metazoa; Mollusca; Bivalvia; Myida; Dreissenidae. Gene Ontology annotation, cellular component: nucleus; Cul4-RING E3 ubiquitin ligase complex. Gene Ontology annotation, biological process: response to UV; DNA repair.